Molecule: messenger RNA, 505 nt
Organism: Babjeviella inositovora NRRL Y-12698
Lineage: Eukaryota; Fungi; Ascomycota; Pichiomycetes; Serinales
Exons: 1
Coding region: 148-402 (84 amino acids)
Source: RefSeq, a predicted model, not a curated record
UUACGCUUGUUGCUUCGCCCUAACACGUAGACGUACACUUGUCCUCAGAACCAUACGGCCCCCGACUCUGCGAUAUCAGCCCAGUAAAGUCAUUGAAGCAAAGAUACCAAAACACGUGAUGCUACACAAUCGAGAGAUUUCUUCUAUAUGACUCAUACAAACGAGCGGGAUCGUAUACAGUGGUGUGGGUACAGAUGUGUGCCCCCCCCGGAACAGACACGCAUACAGAAAGCAAGAUUAUGUACGGCCCCACCUGACUCGGGGUGUUCCCGACACCGGAGACCCUCGUAUAUCUUACUAAACAGCACAGAAACACACAUCUCUGCCCUAUAUCGGUCUCGACUCGGUCCCACUAAAUCGCGGUCGUAUCUAAAGCAUUUCCGGUGUGCGAUUUUUCACUAAUUUAGCUCAAUUAAUGUUGGGAAAUUUUCACUCGUCUCCUAAACUUUGGCAUUAUAAAUACACCCCUCCCCCCCCAACGUUACACUUCUCUUGCGUCUUUCUU